This is a messenger RNA of Tetrahymena thermophila SB210, 3122 nucleotides long. RefSeq names its product transmembrane protein, putative. Lineage: Eukaryota; Ciliophora; Oligohymenophorea; Hymenostomatida; Tetrahymenidae. The transcript has a single exon. The record is from RefSeq and is a predicted model, not a curated record.
AUUUCAUUUAAUUUUAAAACAAAGUAAGUAUGUAGAGAUUUUUGCCUUUCCUAAAAUCUGAAAAGCUGGAAAGUGAGUAUAAAAAAAUAUAAAAUUAGCAAAUCCGAAAUUUUUUCUUCUUUCUUUGUAUAGUCGAAAUAGCGAACUAUAGUUAUGGCUUUGUAAGAUUAAUUAAAUAAGGAGUCGUUAGCUCAAGAUUACUAUCGUCAUUUAUAACCAUAACUUUAAGCUAUUUAAUCAUCUUAUCUUUAGUUUAUAGGAAGCACAACCUUGGGAUAUAUUUGAUGCCUCUUCUUGCAUGUUCUAAACCUGUUUUAAGAUGGAUUAAUAAUACUGAUAGCUUAACGAUGAGCGAUUCUUAAUAGUACUUAACAGGGAUAAUUAAUAUUCUAGAAUUCCUUCUCCAUCUUUAAUCUCCAAAUUACUUUUAUAAAUUCUUCUGUAUUUUGUGCUAUAUUUCAUAGGAUAUUGCUUUUAAUACUAGCUAAAACAAAGAAAGUCCAGUUUAUAUUGCCCUAGCUUGUGUAUUUUCUACAUAUUUAAUUCACCUUUACUUGACUGAUAUGAAAUCAAGGUAGGUAUUUCUUGAUAAUCAAAAACUAUUUAUGUGGCAUUAGCUUAUUGAUAAGCAAAGUAAAUCUAACUUUUUUAUCGCUAAAAAUGUAAAAAAAAAGUCGCAUUUAAAUUCUUAUGAUGAUAAAAUUUAAGUUUAGAUGUAUUUUAUCAAUAAAUAAGCAUCUCAAACAUUUUAAUGUAAUACACAAGAAAAGUUUAAUGCUUUUUUAGAGAGAAUAAUUAUUUAAGAAGAGGAAGACAUGAUUGAUGACUUACUAAAAAGUAGGUCAGUUAGUGAAAAAGCUAGUUCAAAUAUUUUAAUAAAUAGAUAUAAGAGCUCAUCAAAUAAAAGAACUUUACUCUAAAUUUGCUAGCAGAUGAUAGAAUUAAACCAGAAAUAAAUUUUUAACAAUUCUCUUUCGCAUAUCUCCCCUGUACAAGAGUUUAUAGGAACAAUAGUCCCAGAAAAGUCAAACUAGACGUAGAAUUAAAUUAUUUUAGAAGGUCAUCAAAAUUAGAGUGAAAGUGAAAAGAGUUAGAAGACUGAAUUUAAAUCUUAGAUUAUAUAAAUUAAAUUAUUUUACUACAAUUUAUCAGAGGAUUAUAUUAUCAUUUAGAUAGACGAAGAAGACUACAAGAUAAAAGCUAAGAAGUAAAAAGAAGAGUAAAAGUUGGCCCUUUCUUUUAGAGACAAUUUAACUUACUUCAUGAAAGAAUAAAUUGAAUUCAUUCUACAAUCAAUAAAAGAUGAAUUUGAUAAAUUUAAAUAGAUGGAAAAUUAUAAAUUAAUAAUGACUAAUCUUUAUAGAAUGAAACAGAGUUAGUAAAAUAUAAUUGUUGCAUUAACAGAUAUUAGCAAUUUAAUACCCUACUAAGUGUAAAAAGUUAACUUAAAAAUGUUAAUCUCUUCUUUGCUGAACUUAUUCUCUAACGAAUUCUCUAACUAAUCUUCUUUUCCUCAAGAGAUUUUCAAUUAUAAGCUGUAAAACGAGAAUAUUCAAUCAUAAUAUUAUUGGCUGAAUCAUAUUUUUUUCAAUUUAAUGCAAAAUUGUAAGCAGCACGGUUUGAAGGAUGGAUAAAUAUAAAUUUAAGUUUAAGAAGAUUAGUACGAUGAUAAUUUAAUUAAUAUAGACAUUAUAAAUGAAUUAAAUUCUUUUAAUCUUGAGCAGCAACUGCUUUAGAUUGAAGAAAUGAUGAGAAUUUAAACGUAAGAUGAUUUAUUUAAAUUUUUUUAUUAGAAACAAAUAGCUGUUUAUAAUAACAUAUCUUAAAAUUUGCUAAAAAAAUAAUUCAAAACCAACUCAGCUGCCUUGAGUCCUCAAGUCAAUCCUAAAGAUAUGCUUAAGAGUUAGCUGAGGUAUACCCUUGGAAUUUAUGUCAGCCGACUUGCUUUAAAGAGAGUAGGACCAACUGGGUUAAUUAAUUUUUCUGUUUCAGACUUCUAAAAUAAACAAUCUCUUAUAGCUUCAUUUCAAAUUUACAAAGACAUUUCACUGAUGCAUUAAAAAGAAAAAGAAAAUUUUACUUAACUAUUUGGUAGAAAUUCUAUUUUGGUGAAUAAGGAUUUGUAGCAAGCCUAUACGAGUUAUAUUAUUUAACAGUUCGUAACAAAUAAUAACAUCUCCACAACUAGAUAUGAAGAUAAUACUCUCCUUACUUAACCUGAAGGCAAGAAACAAGAGUUUAAAUAGUAAAAAAUAGAUGAGUAUCUCUCUUUAAAAUAAAAGGAUUUUCAAACAAAUAAUAAUCAAUAAUUAAAGAAAUGGAUAAGUAAUAUCAACGAAGAAGAUGAAGGAGAAGAAAAUAAAAACUAAAUUGAUAAUGCCUUUGUGCAGAAUAAGAUGGACGAUGAAGAAGAAAUUAAUCCUUUGAAUUAAUAUAAUAACUCAUCAUCUAUGAACGCUAUUUAAAAUCAAGCUAACAUGAAAACAAGCUUGACUUAAAAUAGAAACAAAAGUUUAUUCUUUAGAGAUGUCAUUUAAUCAGAGAAAAUUCUUGAAAAAAGUAAUGAAGAAGGUUUAAUUUUAGAUUCUGCAUUAGGAAAUGAUACUGUAAACAAUAAAAAUUCUUUGACAUAAAGUGGUUUAGUAGGUGAGUUUUACGAAAACUCUGAUAUGAAAAGAAGCUAAAUUAAAGAAUAAUAGCAUUAUAAAUUUAAAUAGAAUAAAAAUUAAAGUAUUUUAGACACAAUUGCUGAUGAAUAAAUUGAUUAAGGGGCAAUUACAAAAAUAGGAUCAUAGCUCAUUACAAACAGAGAGAGUGUUAUAAGUAAAAAUCUAUUUAAUGGCAAAGUUACUUACAGAAGUAAUGCAGCUGAGAUAUGCUAAGUAGAAAACUAAGCUAACUUACAAACACCUACUAUUUAUGGAUAAGAAAAAUAGCCUUUCAUUCUCGAUAUAGGCGAAAUAUCUUUAUUAAAUAAAGAUUAUUGAUUGUAAUUUGUAUUUUAAGCUUUAUUGUAAUUAUCAUAACGUUACUUAAAAUUGAUUUAAUCAAGCAAAUCUUUGUUAUAUUUUAACUACACUAAUGCAUAAAAAUCUAUAGUAUUAGUAAAUUUUAAAAAACAA